Molecule: messenger RNA, 1938 nt
Organism: Anopheles maculipalpis
Lineage: Eukaryota; Metazoa; Arthropoda; Insecta; Diptera; Culicidae
Product: zinc finger protein 135
Exons: 3
Coding region: 7-1938 (643 amino acids)
Biological process (GO): regulation of transcription by RNA polymerase II
Cellular component (GO): chromosome
Molecular function (GO): chromatin insulator sequence binding
Source: RefSeq, a predicted model, not a curated record
AAAACGAUGUGCACUAAAAGUUUAUCGUGCAUUCUGUGUGGACAGCCAAAUUUCCCAAACAUCGAUGCACUGCGCGUUAGUUUACUGAAAGUGACGGCACGUCCGCUGAAAUGUCCGAUCUGUGGUGAUGAGCUGCUCGGUUUGGACAAGCUUACGAUCCACCUGUUCGGCCAUUCGUUGCUUGAGGAUCAACAGAGCGAUCAGUCGGCGCCACCGAUCCAGACGAUGGCGAAUGAUGAAGUUACCAGGGCCAAUAGUAAUACAACCUUUGCCUCGAGCUCGUUUAAAACGCUUCGCAAGGUGCGUAAAAAGGUAACGCUCGAAACGGAAGUGAAGCACCCGAGCGGUGUUGACGGCAGUCAGGCAGGGAAAGUGUCGCCAGCGUUUGAAAAUAGCCAGUACGUCUCCUCCAACGCAAACCACUGUUCCGAGUGUGAUGUCGCAUUUCGUAACGCGGCACUGCUCAAAAUGCACCGGGAGGUUUUCCACGACAGUAGCAACAUCGUGCCCGGAACGGGACGGGACGGUGCAUUCGAUAAGCGCUUUCACUGUCACAUCUGUCCGAAGGAGUUUAAAAUGAAGGGAUCACUCAAGAUACACAUGCGUGUGGUGCAUGAUGCCGGUUCGAAGAAGAUCUGCUUGGAGCCUACUGCUCCUCGAGCAACCACAGACACCAUGAUGACAGCGAGUGUAUCUGACCAAACCACAGCCAGAGAAGUCUCUGUGGAUAGUCGGGCUACAUUGGUGCCGUUGCCGAUGAUCAAUCCACAGCCAAAUUUAGCUCUCUUUCAAUCGAAGGACCUGAAUGCGUCGCAACUUGCUCCGGAAGCUCACAUCAUUCAAAUUAUCGAUCCUCGACAGCUUGCACAAGUAGUGUAUCUUCCACCGAACAAUACCUCCCAGCAGGUUAGUCUUCCUUCACACACGAUUGUGCAGGAUGCAGGAAUGUCUCCGCAGCAAGGAAGGGAUAGUUUUUCGCUGCCCUCAUCUCCCCAACAGCAGCAGCAGCAGCAGCAGCAGCAAGGACAUGAAAAUGCCAAGCAAUGGGAGUGUGAUGUUUGUCGAAAAUCUUUCACUACCAAGUACUUCCUCAAGAAGCACAAUCGUCUACACACAGGGGAGAUGCCGUACACCUGUGGGAUCUGCCACAAAUCUUUCACCUUUCAGCAAUCCUACCACAAGCAUCUGCUUUACCACAGCGAUGAAAAGCCGCACGUGUGCUCGGUAUGCAAUCGUGCCUUCAAGGAACUAUCCACGCUACACAACCAUCAACGCAUACAUUCCGGUGAAAAGCCAUUUGCCUGCGAAACAUGUGGUAAAUGUUUCCGGCAGCGUGUAUCGUACCUGGUUCACCGACGGAUACACACCGGACUGAUGCCGUACAAGUGUUCCGGGUGUGACAAAAGCUUCCGCUACAAGGUGUCCCAACGCACCCACAAAUGUCCGGCGAGCCCUCCCGGAACGGUGAUGCGUAAAACGGGUGAUCUUUUGCAGAAAUUACUUCAAUCAUCGUCCAUUCUUCCGGAAAGUUCUUGCACGCCGCAGCAGGAGGAUAAGGAAACAAUAUUUAUGACAGAUGAUGGUCCACUAUGCAAUCCGAUCGGCGAACCUACGGAGGAAGAUGUGAAACAGACGGCGGAUUAUGUGAACCGCACCCUAGAUGAGCUGGUGAAGGGAUCGUACGAUAAGCUCGAUAUCGGGAACGCUACGACGUCCUCCCUGCUGUACGAUCAUCAACUCCAAUCUCAACAAUUGUACGGUGACCCAGGGAUGGCUAAUCUGCUGCGCCCAUUAUCAGACCAACCGCAACCGCAGUCGUCGGGUGGCAGUGAACCAAAUUUUCCCCGCAUCGAAAGUUUGUGUCUUCUCUCGCCGAGUGCUUUCGACGGUGGUCAACUGGAAGAUUUGGAAGGACUCAAGCUAGAUAAUGGUUGGUGA